CGACAUGUUCGGCGACUCGGAGUCUGAGGACGGGCUGGUUACCGGAACCUCCCUGCUACACCCGGCAGCAAUGCCGCCCUCGUCUCCACCCCCGGCCUCCCAGCCGGAGCAGGGGCAGCCCCCGACUGCCUCUCCCGAGGAGGGGAUGGUGGUCAAAGUGGUUGUGGAGGAGACCAGUGAGGGCGAGGAGCAGGACAACAAGGGCAAGGAGCAGGACAGCGAGAGCGAGGAGCAGGACAGUGAGGAAGAUGGGGGUGAUGGGUUUGAGCAUGAGUACGGCUACGGAUAUUAUGAGAAUUAUCUGUUGGAGGAGGAUGAGGGUGUGUUCAUGGAGAAUGAGGAGGAGGAGGAGGAGGAGGAGGAGGAUGAGGAGGAAUUCAUCCCUCUACGUGAUAGGCUCAGGAUGAGUGUGUUGGCCAGCAGGAUGGCAGCUGCUGAGCCCCCCCCCGCCAGCGGCAGGGACGCGGAGGCGCUAGCUGGCCCGAGUGAUGGUAGUCACCUGCUGGCCCCCGGCAGCAGGGAGCCGCUGGUAGCCCAGGUGCCAUCUGGACAAGUGUUCGAUGGCAACCGAAACAGCCCCCGCGGCGCAAAGAGACUCUGCGGGUGCCUGCUGGCGGGUUCUCCCUCCGAGCCCUCAGGCCAGCCUGGCAGCUCCACGGCCAGCAGCGGGUCCCUCGAAGACGCCCCCGCCGCCAAGAAGGCAAGGCUCGGUGCGGAGGGCAGUGGGGCAGCCCGCGGUGAUGCCUGGCAGCGGAGGGAGCAGAAUGCCCGUGCUCAAAUGCCACAAGCCCAGCAGCUAGGGAGGAGCCAGGAGCGCAUUGCCGUGGUGAUAGAUCCAGUUCUCUUACAGAAAGCAGGUGGAGUGCAUGUCCUCAGGGCUCUGCAGGCUGAAAAGUAUUGCUGUGUGGAGGCUAGUCAAGCUAUUCCGUGCAGCAUCAGCUGGAGGCGAAAAAUUCAGGUGGAUGCAGGAACUGAAUGGGUAGAAGAAGAACGUGUCCUGACUGUGCUUCAGCUGGAGGAUUUUAUGGGCAUGGUUUACAAUUACAAACAAGUGGCCCAGGGCUCUGCGGGACAGCUUACGACCCUGUCGGGCUAUGUGACUUACAUGAUGGAGGUGAUGCCUCAGAAAAUUAUUGCGUUGGCGGUAGUUGGAGUAGAAGAAUAUUUCAGAAUUCAGUCAAAAAAGAAACCACCACAGGCGGCAGCAAGUGUAAACCAAGAAGAGGAACAGGGAAGCCUGAGAAAUCCGGGAAUAACCAGAAGGGAUGUGGAAGAAGCUUUAGUGGAUCUGCAGGUGUCCAAACAAGUCCAAAUCCAGAUGUUUGAGAGCUGGGAGGAGCUCGGAGAAUUUGUCACCAUGUUCACAAAAGCUGUAGCUGAAGCACCAUUCAGGCGAGCAAAAGAGGAGACGGACUUCCCUUUCUACUCGGGUCCGGGGUGCUGUGGAGGGCCGAAGGUGGAUCAUGUUGUAAAUGGUCUCUUGCAAGUUUGGAAGAGGCAGUUAGAACAAAUUAGGCAGGUCAACUUUGCGAUGGCUGAGGCUAUUGCAGCUGCCUUCCCUUCUCCACAGCUUCUGUACCAGGCCUACAGCAGAUUAACCUCGGAGACGGAGCGGGAAAACCUGCUGGUGAACAUCCCUUCGUGCAGUGGUGCUGGCGGGACCUUCCAGGCAGUUAGACCAUACCUCUCCCGACAGAUCUAUCAGCAGACCACUUCCUACAACCCUUCUCUCUAUUUGAAUUACAAUCCAUAGCCCCAGGGAAUGAGGCUGUUACAGUUUGACUGGUUUAGGUAUUCAGUUUUGUUCUGGGAAGAAACGCUUAGAUAAUUAAGUUAUUGUGCCAAGUUCAAGUUUAAAGUUCAAGGUCCACGUUAAGUUCAAGGUCCAAGUUCAAGACUUUAUUGUAGCAGAAGAAGGUUGGAUGAAAUUGUUGAACGGCUGGAGUUUGCAGAAGAAAGGUGGUGAACAUCAUCAGAACGUGAAUUGGACACUGUUUAUAGCAUUGAUAAUUCCUUCUAUUUAAUAAACAAUUUUGAAUAAUAAACUUUGCUUUGUAA
This is a messenger RNA of Falco peregrinus (peregrine falcon), 2058 nucleotides long. Its product is annotated as crossover junction endonuclease EME1-like. The transcript has 8 exons. Gene Ontology annotation, cellular component: Holliday junction resolvase complex; nucleus. Bases 5 to 1753 code for a protein of 582 amino acids. The record is from RefSeq and is a predicted model, not a curated record. Gene Ontology annotation, molecular function: nuclease activity; DNA binding. NCBI's taxonomy places the organism in Eukaryota, Metazoa, Chordata, Aves, Falconiformes, Falconidae. Gene Ontology annotation, biological process: double-strand break repair; resolution of meiotic recombination intermediates; mitotic intra-S DNA damage checkpoint signaling.